Molecule: messenger RNA, 2404 nt
Organism: Thunnus maccoyii (southern bluefin tuna)
Lineage: Eukaryota; Metazoa; Chordata; Actinopteri; Scombriformes; Scombridae
Gene: cldn8.1
Product: claudin 8.1
Exons: 1
Coding region: 24-800 (258 amino acids)
Biological process (GO): bicellular tight junction assembly; cell adhesion
Cellular component (GO): plasma membrane; bicellular tight junction
Molecular function (GO): structural molecule activity
Source: RefSeq, a predicted model, not a curated record
UGGAGGAAUAAGAGGAGGACAGGAUGGCCAACUCAGCACUGGAGAUAGUGGGUCUUAUAUUGACCUUGAUUGGGCUGAUCGGGGCAGCAGCGAGCACUGGGAUGCCGAUGUGGCGAGUCACAGCCUUCAUUGGGGAGAAUAUCAUUGUGUUUGAGACCCGCUACGAGGGUCUAUGGAUGAAUUGCUUCAGGCAGGCGGACAUCAGGAUGCAGUGCAAGGUGUAUGAUUCUCUCCUGGCUCUGUCCCCUGACCUACAGGCGGCACGAGGGCUCAUGUGCAGUGCUGUGGCACUGGGUGGCCUUGGCCUGCUGAUCAGUUUGGUGGGGCUGCAGUGCACAUCCUGUAUUGAAAACGACGAUCGAGCCAAGCGACUGGUCCUCAUCAUUGCAGGAAGCAUGAUCAUAAUGUCUUGCAUCUGUGUCCUUAUCCCUGUGUCCUGGACGGGUCACGUCAUCAUCAGGGACUUCUACAACCCUUUGCUGAUUGAUGCACAGCGCAGAGAGCUCGGAGAGGCCCUCUAUAUCGGCUGGGUGGCCGCCGCUUUCUUGUUUGCUGGGGGAUGCAUGUUUGUUUGUUGUAAUCUGCAGUCUGACGACAAAGAUUCACGACGGUAUGUGUACUCCAGGAACUCCGACUACAUGGCCUAUCCUCCACAACCUCUACAGCCCCAACAGCUGGUGCUCAUUCCCCAACCCCAGCCCCAGCCCCAGCCCCAGCCAGUGCUAUCAAGACAUCCAUCAACCAACUACAGCUACCACUCCAGAUAUCCGUCUGUACGCAGUGGUGUGGCUUAUCUCUGAACACUUUAACUGACUGAGGUAAUGACUAUCACAAGGUUUGCUUUGCUGUGCAAUCCAUGACACAUUUCAAAUGUCAAAAGAUGUAUUUCAGGUUACAAAAAACACAUUUCAAUGAGUAAAUUUACAAUGAAUUUAUAUAGACCUAAUUCAUACUGAUGUCGCUCUUUUUUAAUAUACUAUUUGAGGAGUACUUAAUGUGUUAUUAAAGAGCACUGUUUACAGAAUCAUGAUAUAAAUCUAAAAAUUGAUAAUAACCUUGCCUUUGUAAGCUGAUGCAUGAUUUCUAUAUGUGUUUUAUAAUAUAAUCACUAUUUUAUACUGACAACAUUUGUAUAUUUGAAUAUUAGCACAGAAACUAUGUAUGCAUAUGUUGUAUAUAAAUAUUCAUGCUAACUUAAUCACUGAGUAGUGUAACGUGUAUUUGAGUUUAUGGUUAAAAUGCCAUUACUAUUACAAAUGACCGAGCUGUGUAGUUACACAGGCAGUUAUAUUUCACAGAUAUUUCAACCCAAGUUCAAAACAAUUCAACACACUGACUCUUUCUAAACAUGACCUCUCACAGGCACAUAUCACCCUUCAUACAUACACUCAUCAUAUUUACCUACUUUGUUUUUACUAGUUUUACCAGUUUUUUUUUGUUUGUUUGUUUUUACCAGUAUUAGAUACACAUUUCACAAAGGGAAAACAAAGCCAGGUGACUGAUUCUCUGUGUGAGACUUACAUGGACAUUAGUGUUCCUAAAAUUCUAUUAAUGUACCUAAAAUUCAAAACAUUAUGUAUCUAGUAGAAAUUAACGGAUAACGAAUGUGAAUCUCUGUUGAAGUUUGGUAUGAUGCCCUGCAGCUCUUAGGAACUAACAGAGCUGAGCAAAUGGCUGAGUAAACAGGAGAUGCUGGUUUAAGAUAGCUUGUUAAAGGUGUGGACUGUGUCAGAGGAAACUUAAGCAGACAGCUUGGUGUUUGGGUGAAGCUACAGGAGCCUGACAACAUGAUCACGUGAUCAGAAUUUGCAAGUCACUGUGAAUGGAGAUACAGAGAGCUUUAGACCAAAACUUGUGCAGUUCAUUUCCAUGUGGAUACAUGUUCCAUGUGUUUGAGCAAUGAAAGAGCACUCCUAUCUCUUCAGUCAAGUACAUUAGCUCUUGAACUAUUGGGUCACAUUAUUUCACUUUCAGUCAGUCCAAAAGCAAACUGCAGUUUAAAUUUUAAUUGUAGAAUCUCCCCUCUCAAUACACAUGAUGCAUUUACAUUUCUAAACAAAACAUAAAAUCCACAGUGUUAGGGUCUCUAUUAGUUAAAAAAAACACAGUAAUUUUAUUGCUGUUUCAUACUAGAAAUGUUUGUUGAGAUAAUAACAAUGUUGUGUUUCACUUUUGUUGCUCAAGGUUAUAGCAAAAUGAAGGAUCUGUUUUUCUGUGUUGUGCCUUUUCAACUGCCCUCGGGCUAUAUGAAUAUAGAAUAUGUUACUUCUGAUAUAUCAAAAUAUAUAGUAUAUCUGGUACUCAACAAUCGAUAACUAUUUUGACUGUGAUGUGAGCUCCCUCACUGUUUCAUUACCUUGAAGGUCAUCUCUGCUCCCCAGUGGACAACAGGAGUACUGCAGGA